Messenger RNA from Eubalaena glacialis (North Atlantic right whale), 2280 nucleotides. It is a transcript of the gene WDR43, whose product is annotated as WD repeat domain 43. Gene Ontology annotation, biological process: maturation of SSU-rRNA from tricistronic rRNA transcript (SSU-rRNA, 5.8S rRNA, LSU-rRNA). NCBI's taxonomy places the organism in Eukaryota, Metazoa, Chordata, Mammalia, Artiodactyla, Balaenidae. The coding region runs from base 8 to 2053 and encodes 681 amino acids. The transcript has 18 exons. The record is from RefSeq and is a predicted model, not a curated record. Gene Ontology annotation, cellular component: nucleolus. Gene Ontology annotation, molecular function: protein binding.
AGCAGCAAUGGCGGCGGGUGGUAGAGGUGUUGCGGAACCUUUUUCCCCCGCGGGGGUCCCCUGCGCCUUCUCCCCGCAAAGCCAGGCCUAUUUCGCUUUAGCGUCUACCGACGGUCACCUGAGAGUGUGGGAGACAGCCAACAACCGGUUGCACCAGGAGUACGUGCCUUCCGCGCACCUCAGCGGUACCUGCACCUGCCUGGCCUGGGCGCCAGCGCGGCUGCAGGCCAAGGAAGGUCCACAGAGGAAAAAAAGGAAAUCAGAAGCUAUAGGGACAAGUAACCAGGUUGAUUUGUUGGCUCUUGGUACAGCAGUUGGUAGUAUUUUAUUAUACAGUACAGUAAAAGGAGAAUUACACAGUAAAUUGAUAAGUGGUGGACAUGACAACAAAGUCAAUUGCAUACAGUGGCAUCAAGACAAUGGCUGUUUGUAUAGUUGUUCAGAUGAUAAACAUAUUGUGGAAUGGAACACACAGACGUGCAAAGUAAAGUGCAAAUGGAAAGGUGAUAAUAGCAGCGUCAGUUCUCUGUGUAUCAGCCCAGAUGGAAAGAUGUUGCUUUCAGCUGGUCGAACAAUCAAACUAUGGGUUUUGGAGACCAAAGAAGUCUACAGACACUUCACGGGACAUGCAACGCCGGUUUCAUCACUUAUGUUCACUACUAUCAGACCUCCUAAUGAGAGCCAACCCUUUGAUGGAAUUACAGGUCUUUAUUUCUUAUCUGGAGCAGUACAUGACCGGUUACUUAAUGUCUGGCAGGUCCGGUCAGAAAACAAAGAGAAGAAUGCAGUGAUGUCUUUUACAGUUACAGACGAACCUGUCUAUAUUGACCUGACUUUGUCAGAAAAUAAAGAAGAGCCUGUCAAGUUAGCUGUUGUUUGCAGAGAUGGUCAAGUUCAUCUUUUUGAACACAUAUUAAAUGGAUACUGCAAAAAGCCUUUGACUUCAAACUGCACAAUUCAGAUAGCAACGCCUGGGAAAGGCAAGAAAUCAACACCAAAACCCAUCCCUAUUCUAGCAGCUGGUUUUUGCUCUGACAAAAUGUCAUUGUUGCUUGUAUAUGGCAGUUGGUUUCAGCCCACCAUUGAGCGAGUGGCUUUAAAUUCCAAAGACCCUCAUAUGUGUUUAGUAAGAGAUAUUUCAAUCUGCUGGGCCCCAAAAGUAGAAACAGCUAUAACAAAGGUGAGAACACCAGUGAUGAAUUCUGAAGCAAAAGUUCUGGUGCCUGGGAUACCUGGUCAUCAUGCAGCUAUCAAGCCUGCUCCUCCACAGACUGAGGAAAUAGAGAGCAAGAGGAAAUUAGGGGAAAAUGAGGUUAGCAUUGAAGAACGCCUGGGAGCACUGGAUAUAGAUACGAAAAAAGAAAAGGACAACCUUCCACAGACAAACAGUUUUCCAGUUCUCCUCACACAGGGUUUAGAAAGUAAUGAUUUUGAAAUGCUAAAUAAAGUACUUCAAACUAAGAACUUAAACCUAAUAAAGAGAACUGUAUUAAGGAUGCCCCUGCAUGCUGUCAUUCCGUUGUUGCAAGAGCUUACAAAGAGAUUACAAGGACAUCCUAAUAGUGCUGUUUUAAUGGUUCAGUGGCUAAAAUGCGUGUUAACGAUCCAUGCAUCCUACUUAUCCACAUUGCCUGACCUGGUACCCCAGCUGGGGACACUGUACCAGUUAAUGGAAAGCAGAGUAAAAAGUUUUCAGAAACUCUCCCACCUUCACGGAAAGCUCAUCCUUCUAAUCACGCAAGUUACAGCGUCAGAAAAAACAAAGGGACCGACUUGUCCUGCACAGAAGGCAAAGUUGGUGUAUGAAGAAGAAUCUUCUGAAGAGGAGUCUGAUGAUGAAAUAGCAGAUAAGGAUUCUGAUGAUAAUUGGGAUGAAGAUGAGGAAGAGAAAGGAAGUGAAAAAGAUGAGGAUGUUGAUGAAGAGGAAGAAGAGGAAGAAGAGGAUGCCGAAGAAAAAGGUGAAGAAAAUGGUGAGGACAGAGAUGUGGCAAGUGAAAAGGAAUUAAAUGGAGAUUCUGAUUUAGAUCCUGAAAAUGAAAGUGAAGAAGAAUGAACAGAGAAGAACAAGUCAAACGAACUAUGUAAACUGGCUCACCUAACCCACUGCUGCCGAGUUCUCCUAUGGAGGGUUGUCUCUGUGACAGAUGCCAAGGACCGCUGCACAUUUCCAAAUUCCUAAUGGUGGCUCCCAUGCCACUUUGCUAUCUUUGAGCACCCCAGACUUAACUGUGUAAAUAAGAGAGUUUCAUUCAAAUGUUAAUAAACUUUACACAGCAAAUA